AAUUUUCAUUUUCUGAGUCUCUUUCUUCUUCUCCCAAAACUCUCCUAAAGCACCAAUUUCCAUCUCCUCAUCUUGCAGACAGUGUUUGCUUGCAGAAUCGACUGUUAAGAAAUCUAGAAGACCCUCAUAUCACUAAUUUCAGAAAAAACCAAUCACCAUGCCUGUGGGAGAGCUCUUUCUCUCUGCGUUUCUUUCGGUGUUGUUUGACAGACUGGCUUCCAAAGAGUUGCUGAAUUUUGCUAGUCAAGAAGGUGUAAGUUCAAAGUUGAAGAAGUGGGAGAAAACGUUCAGGAUGAUUGAGAAAGUGCUUGGUGAUGCUGAGGAGAAGCAACUGACAGAAAACGACGGGGCUGUGAAAAUCUGGCUGGACGAUCUCCGGGAUUUGGCUUAUGAUGUGGAGGACAUUCUGGAUGAGUUCGCAACUGAAAAUUUGCGGCGUAAGGUGAUGUGUGAAGAUCAUGCUAGCACAAGCAAGAUAGGUAGCUUUAUCUCUGCUUGCUGCACUAGUUUGACUCCAAGUUCUGUGAAGUUCAACAUAAGCAUGGGGUCCAAGAUAAAUGGUAUUACUACCCGAUUGGCGGAACUUUGCAAACAAAAAAUUGACCUUGGACUAAAAGAGAUUUCUGUGGGGACAUCAACUGCUGUAAGGACAGGGACAAGACCAGCUAGUACAUGUGUGCGAAUCGAACCAGCUGUUUACGGGAGAGAUGAUGAUAAAGCCAAGAUACUUGAACUGGUUUCAAGGGACGAACCAAGUCAGGCCAACUUUAACGUAAUACCCAUUGUUGGCCUUGGAGGAAUUGGCAAGACAACGCUUGCUCGGGAGGUCUACAACGACAAGGCUGUAGAAGGUUUCAGUCCAAGGGUAUGGACAUGCGUCUCUGAUGUUUUUGAUGUUUUGGGAAUCUCUAAGGCAAUUCUUGAGUCCAUCACUUCAACUCCCUGCAGCCUAACGAGCUUAAAUGAGGUUCAGGUUCAACUAAAAAAUUCAGUAACAGGAAAAAAAUUCUUGCUUGUUUUGGAUGAUGUUUGGAAUGAGGAUUAUGAAUUGUGGGAAGCCCUAAAGUCUCCAUUUAUGGCUGGUGCAGCAGAAAGUAAAAUCAUUGUGACUACACGCAGCAGAAAGGUUGCAUUGACUAUGGAACAAGGAGUAUGUUUUGACUUGAAGCUUCUAGAAGGCGAUGAUUGUUGGAGCAUAUUUGAGAAGCAUGUAUAUGGAAACAGAGUAAUUGCUACAAGUCAGAAUUUGAAAUUUAUUCGUGAGAAAGUUGUUGAGAAGUGCAAAGGCUUACCCUUGGCAGCAAAAACUCUUGGUGGUCUUUUACGUACUAAACAGAUUUAUGGAGAGUGGGAAGAUAUAUUGAAUAGCAAAAUAUGGGAACUACCGCAAAAUGGUAUUCUCUCUGCAUUAAGAUUAAGCUAUCAUUAUCUUCCUUCGCAUCUAAAAAGAUGUUUCGCUUACUGUGCAAUUUUGCCAAAGGAUUAUGAAUUUACGGAGAAGGAACUUGUGCUUUUAUGGAUGGCAGAAGGUCUUAUUCAACAACCAAGAAACAAGCAGUUGGAAUAUGUAGGAGGUGAAUAUUUCCGUGAUUUACUGUCAAGGUCAUUUUUUCAAGAAUCAAAUAGUGAAGAUUAUAAAUUUGUAAUGCAUGACCUUAUUAAUGAUCUGGCCCGAUGGGUUUCUCGAGAAACAAGUUUUAGGUUGGAGGAAGAAUUCAAUGUCACAGAAACAAAAAGAUUUGAAAGGACGAUUCGACACGCCUCUUACACAUAUAGAGCGUAUGAAGUCAAGAAGAAUUUUGAAGUUUUCCAUACUAUGGCGCACUUGAGAACGUUCAUAAGAAUGUUCCCACCCCUAAGGUAUGCAGAACAGACUUACAUAUCUAGGGAAACUUUUUUUCAUUUGCUGCCAAAACUCAAAAAUUUGAGAGCAUUAUGUUUAACAAAUUACCAUGCCAUGAAACUACCUGACUCAAUUGGAGAUUUGAAACUUUUGAGGUAUCUCAAUCUUUCUAAAACUGAAAUCACAUAUCUACCUGAGUCAACAAGUUCACUAUUCAAUUUACAAAGUUUGUUAUUAAGAGGUUGUUCUCAUCUCAAAAAGUUGCCUUUACAAUUGGGAGAUUUGGUCAAUCUUCGCCAUCUUGAUAUUAGAGGUGCAAUACUUAUAAGAGAAAUUCCUUCGGGAAUGAAAAAACUGAAAUGUAUUCGAACCUUAUCUAAUUUUGUUGUGGGUGAAGGUGUCGUAUCUAGUUUGAAAGAUUUGAAAGAAUUAAAGUUUAUUCGUGGAGAACUUUAUAUUUCAAGGUUAGAGAAUGCAACUGAUUGUCAUGAAACAAGAGAUUCUAUAUUGUGUGAUAAGAAGGACUUGGAAGUGUUAGUGCUAGAAUGGAGUUCUUCUCAUGCCUCACGAGACGAAGAAGUCGAGAAAAUUGUUCUUGACAUUUUACGACCCCAUACAAAUCUUAAAGAGCUCACAAUCAAGAAUUUUUGUGGCAAAAUAUUUUCAUCUUGGAUAGGAGAUCCAACAUUCUCUAAUAUGGUUUCUCUUAAAUUGGAUGGAUGUAAAAGUUGCAAGACCUUGCCUUCGAUUGGGCUACUAGGCUUACUUAAAAACCUCACCAUCAAAGGGAUGAAAAUGCUUAAAAAAAUAGGCUGUGAGGUGUAUGGGGAGAGUUGCUCAGAAUCUUUUAAAUCACUAGAGACUCUUUGUUUUGAGAAUCUGCCAGAAUGGGAGCAUUGGGAUCCUUUUGAAGAAAAGGAGCAUGUUGAAAGGUUCUCUUGUCUCAAACAGCUUUCCAUAUCACAAUGUCCUAAACUCUCUGGAGGAUUACCUAACCGUCUUCUUUCAUUAGAGAAACUUGUGAUUAGAGAUUGUGAACAACUGGUGGUUUCGUUCACAAGCCUUCCAAUGCUCUGCCAUUUAGAAAUAGAAAGAUGCAAAGGCAUGGUUUGCAGUAGCUCGAGUGAGUCCUUAAUUAGUGAAGAAUCAAAUGUUCCAGGGUUUAGAAGUUGGACCAGGGAGGGAUUUCAGAAAUUAGAAACUCUGAAAAUUGUUGGUUGGGAAGAGCUCACACAUUUGUGGGGAAAUGAGAUUUUUCUUGAGAAGCCACUACAAGGUUCCCAGAGCUUCACCUCUCUUAAAGAGCUAUGCAUGAGAGAGCUUCCAAAUCUUGCUUUGUUUCCAGAUGGUUUGCUUUCCAUUCCGACAAAAGUUGAAAUUAGGGAAUGUGAUGCUAUCACAUCAUUACACGGGGGGUUGAAGCACAACAAUCCACGUGUUGAGCACUUGGAAGUCUAUGUUUGCAAUUCUCUAUCAUUCAUUGUGAGAGGCCAACUACCUUCAUCUCUAAAAACCCUUUGGAUAAGCGAAUGUGAAAAAUUGGUGUGCAUUUGGGAGGAUACUGGUACUUCUUCUCCAUCUUCUUCUUAUGCAUUGAUGCACAAGGAAGAUGUGGACAACACCCCCACAUCUCUUCUCUGCGAAUUGCGAAUAAGUGGCUGCCUUUCUCUUACGCACUUAUCAUCGACAUACCAGUUACCUCCAACACUCACAAACCUUUCAAUAUGGAAUUGUACAAAUCUCAGGACGUUACUAUCUGGAGGACAGUCACCUAAGGCAGAGUCAAUAGUAGAGAGUUUUGACAAUUACAAGUCUCUUGGAUCAACUCUGGAGGGCCAAUACACUCUUCGCAAUCUUAAAAAUAUUUUUAUUUGGGAAUGUUCCAGUCUUGUUUUGGGCCGGGAAAUUGUGCUUUCUAACAAUAUUUCAGAAGUUUGUUUCUCUGGAUGUGAGAAGAUACAAGCACUACCAAGCUGCAUGCACACCGUCAAAUCUGUUGGACACUUAACCAUAUCGAAAUGUCCAAGCAUGGCAUUGUUUCCAGAAGAAGAUAUUCCCGACAAUAUAAGGUCACUUAACGUUGGUGAACCCAAAAUCUACAACUCACUGGCUGGGUGGGGCUUCCACAAAUUCACCUCUCUUACAAGUCUUUCAAUUAGUCGAUGCCCAAAUGCAGUGUCUUUCCCUGAGGAGGAGAUGGGAAUGAAGUUGCCAUCCUCUCUUAAAAACCUCACAGUUGAUGGAUUCCCAAAAUUAAAGCACCUAUUUCCCAUGGGUUUCCAAGAUCUCAUCUCUCUUGAAAGGUUGUGGAUCAAGGAUUGCCCAAAUCUCACAUCUUUGCUAGAUUUUCCAUCUUCGCUUCUGGAACUUGGAAUUAAUAGUUGCCAAAAUCUCACAUCCUUACCAGACCUUCCAUCCUCGCUUCUGGAACUAUAUGUUAUUAAUUGUCCUUUGCUAAAACAACGUUGCAAAAGGGAUAAAGGACAAGAGUGGCCCAAGAUAAAGCACAUCCCUCUUGUUAUGAUAGAUUAGAAGUUCAUUUACGAUUCAGAGGAAGAAGAAUGAAGUCAAUUUGCUUUCAGAAUGAAGAAGGCUGAAUCUAUCAAUUACCUGCCUUCAUUCUUAUGGGCCAUUCAGGGACCAACCAAACAGUCUCAACUCCGGGAUGCAGUAUGACAUGAGUGGCAAUGCAGUGUACAAAGUUUCAAAGUGAGGUAAUUAGUAAAAAUGUUGUUCUUGCAGUUUUAUAGGUUUUACUAUUUUUCAGCUCUGUGAGAACAGAGGCUAAUAACAGAGCUCACCACAUUGCACAUAAAAUGUUAUUUGAAGUGGCGUGAAGUAACCUUUCACUCAUCUUCCAGUCAGAAUUUAAGACUUCAUGCUUGCUGCAUUAUGAUGAAUUAAGCAUAAAUGUUGAUGCAAGUUUCAUCUCUUUUGCUGAAGUUAACUGCUUCUUCAUCUCAUUGAUUCUCUGAAAUAUUCAGGGUUAAAAGGUAAUUACAGAAAAACAGAUUAUAAGUUUAGUUAAUAAUAAAGUUUCUGAUACUACGGUUGCAGUCUAAAGUCCUAGACAUGAUGCAGCUUCUUUUAAUGAGACAAAUGAAGCUGAUUCGGAUGUGGUUGGCAACAAUACACUCUUCUAAGUUGAGCUUUGGAUUAUAUAUAUAUAUUAAUUUCUAUGUAAUUGCAUGCAUUUGCAUUUUCUUUAAUUACCUAUUGUAAUAGGAUUUCUCAAGAAGGGUAAGGUUCAUUAUGUCCCCCCUUGUCUAGGUGUAUAUUUUUUAAUCAAUUAAUAAAAUU
This is a messenger RNA of Pistacia vera, 5143 nucleotides long. Its product is annotated as putative disease resistance RPP13-like protein 1. NCBI's taxonomy places the organism in Eukaryota, Viridiplantae, Streptophyta, Magnoliopsida, Sapindales, Anacardiaceae. Gene Ontology annotation, biological process: defense response to other organism. The transcript is spliced from 3 exons. The record is from RefSeq and is a predicted model, not a curated record. Bases 158 to 4375 code for a protein of 1405 amino acids. Gene Ontology annotation, molecular function: ADP binding.